AUAAAUAGAGAGAGAUAACUCAGAAAGACUAAGAAAAAAAAAAAAGAUUGGAAAGAAAGAUAUAUAUUUUGAGAGAGAGUGAGAGAUGGAGGGAAAAGAGAGCAGUACUAGUCAUCCAUUGUUGAGUGGGAAGAGGAAACAGGGUUGUACUUACAGCCAUGGUUUCUCUUCAGGUCAGAUACAAACAUUGGCUGCCAUGUGUGAGGCUUGUAUCCCUCCUCUUUCGAUGCCAUGUGAUAGCAUCGACAAGGACAAGGAGAACCCAGUUGACCAGAAGCCUCUUCAAUCCUUUUACAGAGCUUCUGGGUCUCAACCUCCACUCCCUGAUGAGGUGGCCGAGGUGAUUGCGAAGAGGUGUCUACCACGGGCUGUGGUUUUAUUGAGAAUAGUUCUGAAUAUACUCUCGUUCAGAUUAGGGACACUAUUGCUUUGUGGAUUUAGUUGCCUUGAUUGGAGAUGGCCAUUUAUUCUUAAGUUCUCUGAUAUGUCUCUGGAGAAGAGAGAAGAGAUUCUCAAGAGUUGGACAAGGAAAAGGGGUCUGCUACCCUUUAGAUUGGCGUUUGUUGUGAUUAAAAUCUUCUGCUUGUAUACCUUCUUUUCAAUGGCUGAUGAAAAUUCAGAAAAUGCAUCAUGGGAAGCAGUUGGAUACCAUAUUGACAAUAGGGAAAAGUUGACCAAACACCAAAAGGAGAGGCCUCUUCAGAAGGGAGUCAUAGAAACUAUGUAUGAAAAAGACUCUACAUUUGUUCAGUCUCUCACACAAAAAGGCCUUGAAGUCAUUGAAGAUACAGAGCACAAUGUGUGCAAGAUCAAAUGUGAUGUCAUUGUUGUUGGUUCUGGUUGUGGUGGAGGGGUUGCAGCUGCGGUUCUUGCAAGCUCUGGCCAAAAAGUAGUCAUCCUUGAGAAAGGGAAUUAUUUUGUACCUGAAGAUUUUUCUUCCCUAGAAGGUCCUGCCAUGAAUGAGCUAUAUGAGUCAGGUGGAAUUUUAUCAACUAUUGAUGGUAAACAUUUGAUCUUUGCCGGCUCCACAGUGGGUGGGGGCUCUGCUGUAAACUGGUCUGCAUGUAUUAAAACACCAGAUUCAGUUCUUCGAGAAUGGUCUAUGGAUCAUAAGAUCCCACUUUAUGCUAGCUCUAACUAUCGAUUUGCCAUGGAUGCCGUUUGUAAGAGGAUUGGUGUCACAGAUAAGUGUGUGGAAGAAGGCUUUCAGAAUCAAGUAAUCAAAAAAGGGUGUGAGAAUCUUGGUUUGAAAGUUGAGGCAGUCUCAAGGAACUCUUCAGCAGAUCAUUACUGUGGUUCUUGUAAUUAUGGUUGUAGAACAGGAGACAAGAAAGGCACUGAUUCAACUUGGCUGGUAGAUGCUGUGGACUGUGGUGCAGUAAUCUUGACAGGAUGCAAAGCUGAGAGAUUCAUAUUGGAGAAUGGAAGGACGAGAAAGAAAUGCUUGGGGGUGAUUGCAACUUCUUUGAGUAAGAAUGUCACAAAGAAGCUGCAAAUUGAGGCUAAAGUAACAAUUUCUGCAUGUGGGUCUAUAAUGACGCCCCCUCUAAUGAUCUCUAGUGGCUUGAAAAAUCCAAAUAUUGGCAAGAACCUCCACAUCCAUCCUGUUCAAAUGGUAUGGGGAUACUUUCCAGAACAUAUAUCGGACCUCAGAGGCAAAAUGUAUGAGGGAGGGAUCAUUACUUCGCUCCAUAAGGUGGUUUCGGAGGAUUCCAAUGUCAAGGCCAUUAUAGAAUGUCCUGCAUUAGGACCUGCCUCAUAUAGCGUAUUACUUCCAUGGGUUUCAGGGCUUGACAUGAAGGAGAGGAUGGCAAAGUAUGCUAGAACUGCUAUCCUUUUUGCAUUGGUCAGAGAUCAGGGUUCAGGAGAGGUGAAGACAGAGGGUGUCAUUAAUUAUCGAUUAAGUCAGAUUGAUAAAGAAAAUCUUCAAGUUGGGAUGAGGCAGGCUUUGCGAAUUUUGGUUGCCGCUGGAGCUGUUGAAGUGGGCACAUUUAGGAGUGAUGGCCAGAAAAUUAAAUGUAAAGGAAUUAAGGAGAAGGAGUUAGAGGAGUUUUUGGAUACGGUAACAACAGUUGGAGGGCCAGGGUCUAGGGGAGAACACUGGACCAUGUAUUGUUCUGCACAUCAAAUGGGAACUUGUAGAAUGGGUGCCACAAAGGAAGAAGGUGCAGUUAAUGAGAGUGGUGAAAGUUGGGAAGCAAAAGGUUUAUUUGUAUGUGAUGCAAGUGUUCUACCUACUGCAAUUGGGAUCAAUCCCAUGAUUACAAUCGAGUCCACUGCUUAUUGUAUUUCAAAGAGGAUUGCUGAGUCCUUGAAAAGUGAAAAGAUUGUGGAGGAUAACUAACGUUUCUCAUCCUAUAUUUUGAUUAGUCUUAGAAUGAUUUUAAAUAAAUUUGUGUAAUGAGAAAACUAAAGGAUUAGUUUUUAGUUAUAAAUAAAAAUAUUGUUUGCAUUAGUUUCAAUUU
Quercus lobata is the source of this 2465-nucleotide messenger RNA. RefSeq names its product long-chain-alcohol oxidase FAO2-like. The transcript has 3 exons. Lineage: Eukaryota; Viridiplantae; Streptophyta; Magnoliopsida; Fagales; Fagaceae. The coding region runs from base 86 to 2344 and encodes 752 amino acids. The record is from RefSeq and is a predicted model, not a curated record. Gene Ontology annotation, molecular function: flavin adenine dinucleotide binding; long-chain-alcohol oxidase activity.